AGAUUUCAAAAUGGAUCAAAGUCUAACAGUGUCCUAUUUGGGAUCUAGAGGCUCGGGCGAGAAAGGAAAACAACCAGCUCUCCUGACAGAAGCCUCUGAGAAGUACAUUAUUUGCAAUCUGUACAGAUUUUGCCAAGAAACUCUAGAAGAGAUACUGUCAAAACUUGACGGCAAUGAUGCUAUGAGUGGUGAAUGGCAGGUGGUAAGAGAAGAUCUUAAAAUUUGGGAAGCUGAAUUGUCAGUUAUGGAUGGCAAACUUGACCAGAUGCUUCUUGGGCUUAAAGUUGAAGAUUUACGGGAACUAACUUGCUUUUCCCUUUGCAUUAUUGCUGUGUAUUCAUCAUGGUGUGAGUUUCUCAUUAUUGAUACAGUUUACGAGCUAUAUCUUGCUAAUACUUAAAAGGGAUAAACCCUAUUGAGCCACCAUGCUCAUACAAGGAUAUUUUGGGAUCAGGAGGUAUAGUGGAGACAAUAAUUGCUUCGGUGCCAGGAACAAAAGGUUUUCUGGAAUUUACAUUUCAAGGUUUGCGUGAGAGGGGAAGCGAGUUGGUUGGGUCGGCCCUGUCUGGAAUUGACAAUCUAAAUGAUCUUCUUUGGCCUACAAAGCGUAAGUAUCUCCAGUAUUAUGGCCAACCUCCAGGAGUUCUCAGCCGCGCUCCUCCAAGCACACUGUUAAACCAAUCAGAAAGGAUUCAAUCGGUGAAGACAUACGAUACAUCCGAAGCUGCACAACCUACAAAACUGGGGGUCAGGAUCUUUGAAGACCUGAUCUGCAAAAAAUUUCCUGGCAUCAGUGCUGACCUUGCAGUACACUUUUCUGAGUUGAAUUGGAACCGCAGGGUUAGGAUAUUAAAUAUGAAGAGGGAAGACUUGGACUCUUGUAGUUCGGCGGACUUGUUAAGUAGGAUAAAACCAGAAGGCCCCAUUGAAAUCUUACUAAUUUGGAGAGACUUAGGAUUAGCAGGAUCUGUUUCUGGAGGAGAAAAGAUUCCGAUACUCGAUCCCGGCAAUCCAGAUCCUUUGUAUAGUGGAUCCCAAAUUUUGGCAACACCUGAGUUACCUAGUACUGUCUGUCCGAGUACUAGCAGAAAAUUGAAUUUUCCUAAACUCGCGGCCGAAACUCUCUCGGCUCAGUCUGCUCUCACAUGCCCUAUAUGUGGCAAGCAACUGGGCGGGCUUGAAUCAGUGGAAAUGUGGAAGUUUGUAUUCCUGUUGGUAAAGUUUGCUUGACCUGACUAAUAUCUCAGAAAACAUGUGUUUGAAGAUCUUCAACCGUAUAGCUGCUUAUUCAGUGGCUGCCCGGAGGCAAAUACUACAUCUGGUUCAAAGCAUUGCUGGAUUUCGCAUGAGUUUCAACACCACCGUCCCCAAAAAGCUACCAUUUUUGUUUGCCGAGAGCCUUGCAAUCAGAGGUUUGCUGAAAGAAGUGACAUGGUGCAUCAUAUUGUUUAUGGCCACCUAGCUGGAGCAUUUUUAGGCUCUGAGGUUGGAGGGCUGGUGGACGCAUGCAAGACUGAGGUACAACUGGAGAAAUCAAUCUGUCCAUUCUGCCAAGAUGAGAUUGAAGAGACGAAGGCUUCGAUUCAGAGUCAUGUUGGUGAUCACCUAGAUGAGAUUGCUUUGCAGGUCUUGCAGCUAGAUGUUAACGCCUUGAGUAUGAUAUUUGAGCGCUCCAUCACCAUUCUUAAUAGAGAUGCUACUGGAGCGUGUCAGUAGUGGAAAAAGUUUGUUUUUAUAAUUUCUAUGUUUUUUCUUUCUAAUUUUUGCUGAUUUUUAUCUUUUCCUAACCUCUUAUCCUUAUCAUAACUCACUCUACACUCUAUACGUUCCGCUUGUUACAUAAAAUUUCAGCUUAUCCUCUAAGUUGCUUCCCUUUACCUCAGUUUUAUUUCCAAAAUUGACCCUAUUUUCGGUAUGGAGCUGUCAGUAGUGCUGGACGUGCUAGCAAAACGCUAUUGUGGUUACUGGUAAUAUGGUAUUUCUCUUCGCAAACAGAAUACUCAUGGGUGUGUAACCGUGUGUUAUUUGAAGCACUUCGUUUCUAACUUCUGACUAGGUUUUUCGAAUCUCAUUUUCAGCAACACUUGUUAUCCACUACGACACCCUACCAUUGACUGGCUUUACUUGGUCUCUCUGGCUUGCCGGUAUUUUUUGUCUUCGGCGCGCUUUGGGUGUUGUAGGGGGAGGCCGAACUGUUGGUUGGGUCGAAGCAGUAGGGAUAGUUUAGGCUCCGUUCGGCAGGAAUGGAACCGUUUGAGACCGUUUAGUUUUCUCAUACAAAACGACCGUUACGAAACGGAAGGGUUGGGGAACGGAACGGAACGGACGCGAACGGUCGCAUCCGAACAGACCCUUAGUGAUCUUGCUGGACUGGGUGGAAAUAAAUGUGUAAGUCAAUUCUAACUUAUCCUGAAGCUUGAGACCUUAGAUUCAUAAGAGAUAGUUUUUUAAACAAAUUACGGCAGCAAUUCCUUUCGAAACCUACCUAUAUCAACUACCAUAUUUUGAUCGGAUGCACUAUUUGAUGUGACAUAAUGCUCGCCCGGGUAUAUACUUCCCUUCUUUGCUCCUAUUUCCUUUUGGUAAGUUUCAUACACCUUUAACGGCCUCCUUUUUCUGGCAUAUACUGACCUGACGAUCAGGCUUCAAUCAAGUAUAGUCUCUGCUCUAACUUUCAUGUUGAAAUAGUUUCAUGGAACUAUUUUCUCACUGCGUUGGAUUUUGUUUGCUAUGGAGCUCUGUUUUUGACCUGCCAUUCUAGGCCCGUUUGUAUAACCAGUUUUGCAAUAGCUCUAGUUAAUACAAACAAUUCCUGGCUU
This is a messenger RNA of Tuber aestivum (summer truffle), 2819 nucleotides long. NCBI's taxonomy places the organism in Eukaryota, Fungi, Ascomycota, Pezizomycetes, Pezizales, Tuberaceae. The record is from the annotation of a GenBank genome assembly.